Messenger RNA from Acipenser ruthenus (sterlet), 1225 nucleotides. RefSeq names its product heat shock protein beta-2-like. The transcript is spliced from 2 exons. Bases 333 to 839 code for a protein of 168 amino acids. NCBI's taxonomy places the organism in Eukaryota, Metazoa, Chordata, Actinopteri, Acipenseriformes, Acipenseridae. Gene Ontology annotation, biological process: response to heat; protein refolding. Gene Ontology annotation, molecular function: structural constituent of eye lens; protein folding chaperone. The record is from RefSeq and is a predicted model, not a curated record.
UGCUCUGAUCCCAGGUAUGAAGAUAGGCUGAAGGGACUGGAUCUGCCUAAACCACUGCUGGACAUUGCUGGAAUGUCUGUGAACCACGCAGACAUGCCUUUCCUAUCUGUGUCGGAAAAAUAAUCAGUGUUUAUAAGCUGCUCCUCUUUACUGAAGCGUCUGUCUCAGGCUAUUUUAGUCGUGCAGUCUCCCCCCCACACACACACACACAGACUGACCCGCUCGCUCACAGAGCUCUCUUUGGAGUUCACUGUGCAGUCAGUGGCUGUGUCUUCUCAAGUCCUGAAGCUCUUUCAGUGCUGCACCCCAUCCUCUUCCUCCUGAGCUGAGAUAUGGAAGCCCGCACCGUCCCCCACGCGUACCCCAUGAGUGUGGAGUACGAGCUGGCUUCACCCAGCCGUAUCUAUGAUCAGAACUUCGGAGAAGGUCUGACUCCACAGGAUAUUUUGGCUCCUACCCUGUACCACGGCUACUACAUCCGACCCCGGAUCAAUAAGCAGCUGGAGCGCGGCUUCUCGGAGGUGGACAUCAGGGACGACAGGUUCCAAGUGCUGCUGGACGUGUGCCACUUCACCCCGGACGAGCUGUCGGUGCGCACCGUGGACAACCUGCUGGAGGUGAGCGGCAGACACGCUCAGCAAGUGGACAAGCACGGCUUCGUGAGCCGCGAGUUCACUCGCACGUACAUCCUGCCCAUGGGCGUGGACCCGCUGCUAGUGCAGGUGACGCUCACCCACGACGGGAUCCUCAGCGUGCAAGCGCCUCGCAAGGGCCCGGAGCCCAGAGCCACCGUCCACGCCAUCGAGAUCCACGUGGAGCCGGAGGAAAGGAAGGCAUGAGUGAAAAAAAGAGAAAACACUUGCAUGUGCAGAGUCUCUGCACAGCAUCCCUGUGUGAUGGGUUAUUAACUUGAAACAGCAGUUGCAUGUGCAGAGUCUCUGCACAGCAUCCCUGUGUGAUGGGUUAUUAACUUGAAACAGCAGUUGCAUGUGCAGAGUCUCUGCACAGCAUCCCUGUGUGAUGGGUUAUUAACUUGAAACAGCAGUUACAUGUGCAGAGUCUCUGCACAGCAUCCCUGUGUGAUGGGUUUUAUUUUUACUGUCUGGAGUAUUAUUUUUUUCCCCAUUAUGUUAUUUACAAGUACAUUUUAGUAAACCCUUUGAUAUAUUUUCUAAAAACCCUCAAAAAAAUGUGAGCAAAAAAAUAAAUAAAACUGUGCCCCAGA